UAAUCGCGGUCCGGACGCAGACGCCGGCGGUGCUUCCUUCUGUCCAUACUUCUUUUUCUAGCUUGCUGAGCAUCCAUGCUCGUCCGCCUUUGGCAGGCGCUCUUGCUGGAUAUUUAGGCCUGCCGCUCCGCUCCUUCCUGCGCGGACGUCGCUGCAACUUGAUCGCAUUCGCGCCCCGGCAUCUGCGAUCCCUCCGGCUCACCCCAUCACGCAGCUCUGCGCUUUGUGCUUUCGCCCCGGGACCAGCGCGGAGCCUCGCGCUGUUCACGCUGGCCAACCUCGCCGUUCUGCCAUUCUUGUGCCACGUUAGCUUCGCUCGCAGCCCGUUCUCGUGCCUGGCCGUCUGCUUCCCAGAGUCCCAGGACCGCUCCGUGCGGCCGGCCUUGCUUUAGCUACGCUUCCGGCUACCGCAGAGUGGGGGCAUGGCCUUCAACACCAACGUCAUCGGCCAAACUGGCGCCUCCGUGGGCGUCCCAUCCUACGCGGGCUCCUCGCCGAACGGCACCUACCAUGGCUCGCCAAACGGAGGAGCCGCUCCAAUGCCCACCUUCCUGGCCGAGCGGCCCGAGUUCGACAUCUUUGCCUGGCACGCCGCCUACCAGAGUUGUCUCAAGUUCUUCCUCGACAGGUCCCAGCACGACUCCAUGGUUCAGGCCGUCGCAGCCCUCAUCAAUAUCCGCCUACCUUUCCAGUGGACAGACCACCCGGUCAUGGGAAGCGGUCGGUAUGCUCCAUCCGGCAUCCCGAGCCCAAGCACAUAUGCCUCACCCUACUCAAGGCACGGCAUAGGCCCUCAACCACAGACCGCCGCCUCGUGGGUGUCAUUAAUACCCUUCAUCAGACGACUCGUAGCCACCGGAUUCGACACGGAUGGCAUUCUACAUGGCUUUUUCGGCGACGACUGGCGACGCGGCGUUGGCGAUCUGCAGGAGGUUGAACGACGCAACUUCCUUUUUACGGCCAAGAGCGUCGGCUGGGCGAAGGUCAAGUAUCAGUACGACAUGCCCCCCGACCAAUUGAUCCCGUUCGUCAGACCGCUACAAAAUGUCAAGAUCGAGGAGAUCGAGAACGCCGAAAGGGAGUGGAGCAAAUGGCUUGCGAUGGAAGACUGGAUGGUAGGGCCUAGGGAUCCCGAUGUCGCCAUGGCUCCAGAGUCAAGGGGCAAUUCUGUUUGACAUGAGUCUAAUCACCAGCUGAAUCGCUGCGAGUAGGAAGCCGAUUGGCAUUCUGGUGGCGAGGCAAAUGCUUGUAUAAUUACGCAGAUUUUGAGCGUACGGCGUUUUCUCCAGCGGGGAUAUCCCAGUACUGUUUGCUGUCAUUUUUGUGAUUCUGCAUCCGGUAUCAAAUGGUUGUCGGCGAUGUCUGUCGCCACCUUGUACACCUUCAAGCUUUCACUCCUUCCAAAGAGACAAGCUAGUAUAUAAUGCAAGCAACGGUUCCGCUGUCACAGUGGCGGACUCUUCGCUUACUCGUGUAUUCCCCC
Molecule: messenger RNA, 1483 nt
Organism: Verruconis gallopava
Lineage: Eukaryota; Fungi; Ascomycota; Dothideomycetes; Venturiales; Sympoventuriaceae
Exons: 1
Coding region: 423-1175 (250 amino acids)
Source: RefSeq, a predicted model, not a curated record